Molecule: messenger RNA, 2826 nt
Organism: Neurospora crassa OR74A
Lineage: Eukaryota; Fungi; Ascomycota; Sordariomycetes; Sordariales; Sordariaceae
Product: PEPAd
Exons: 2
Coding region: 886-2475 (529 amino acids)
Biological process (GO): proteolysis
Molecular function (GO): aspartic-type endopeptidase activity
Source: RefSeq, a predicted model, not a curated record
CAUCCUCCUCCUCCUCUACCUACCUAAGUACCCUGACAACUUCCUCCGCCUGCAUUUGGCUAUGCCAGGGGAGCUUCGGGAGACUUUGUUACUUCGUACUUUCCUUUGAAUAGAUACUAGACUACUACCGGGCGGGUGUUGUCGUUUUUUUAUUUUUCCACUCUUUGUUAGAUCCACCAACGCCCAUACUACAUCCGCAGCGUCGACGGCGGGCAACAAGCGCAGUUUUACGAUCACCAUCCAGACGGAUUUCCUCCUCCACUAAGUACGGCUUGGCCUACAUACAUACAUCAAGCUUCGGCAAUCCAAUCCGCCGUCAUCUGCACAUCUGCCACAAGCACCGCGCGUCCUACCUACCUACCUUUUUGCCUUGCAUUAGCAUCUGCAUCAAGCAUAUCAGCACUUGGUUUUUUCCGCCACAAACGAUCUCGAACCGAUAUUGACCUCGACGUCGAUUCGUUCCACCCCCUCACCACCACACAACGAUUUCUCCAUCUUGUUCGGAUACUUACAACCGCAUCGCAUCGUUCGGCAAUCUGUCUUUUUCUCUUUUCACGUUCAUAACAUUAUCGGCGACCACCAAUGCACAUAAUCACAAUCGUUCACUCAUCUUUCCCAAUGCUUAAAUAAUCGCUAAUUGCAAUAAUUCCAUCUCUCGCGACCUUGGCUCGGUUAUCCAGUCGGAACCCAUCUUCAUUCUUUGGGGUUAAAGACUUGAGGCAUAACAACUAGGAGCCUGCACAUAUCACUUACGGAUACCCGCCGUCAAAGUGUUUUAGGCCAUCGACACAUUUGCCGAUAUCAGGACAGGAGCCCAGUAUCCGAACAACGAUCUCGAUUGUGGUGGAUUGACUCUCUGAGGGUCAGUGACCAGUGUUAUCAACAAUGGUUGGGAUACCUAAGCUCCUAGAGCUUACGCUCUUGGCCACCUCAGCUCGCGCCUUCUUCAUCUGGCCUCCUCUACCAUGCGAUCCAGGGGAGCCUUGUUAUGUGAGCGGUAGUAACGAUGUUAGAGGAAAGACGCUUGUGGGAGCUGGAGGUCAAUUCCAUUCUCCAUCGCCGCCUGGAGGUGAACCCGCACCGGACGGGUUUAUCAGUCUCAGUGUGGAGCAAAGAAACGCCGAUCCUAAUGAGAGUCCCGAAGCUGGCGCUGCCCGAGCUGCCCGAGACGCCAAGCGAAUUGCACACAGAUUUGCUAGCUUGGAUAGCACGCGAGUACCCAAAAGGAGGUCCGGCAGGCUGGCAGCCAGGACUAAUACGUAUGCGGUUGUCGAACCCGAGAGUACGAACAGGAAGGAUAGCGCGGGCAUCUACCACGACCCUUCGGACUACGCCUAUUUCGCCAAAGUUCAGUUUGGUUCGUCAAAGAAGCCGCUGUAUAUGCUCCUAGACACCGGUUCCUCGACGGCGUGGAUCAUGGGCUCGACAUGCAAGAGCGACGCCUGCAUCUACCACAACCUUUUCGGGGUUGACGACUCCAAGACGCUCAAGCUGCAGAGCAAGGAGUUUCGUCUUGCCUAUGGAACUGGCGCUGUUGCCGGCACUCUUGCCCGUGAUACUAUCUCGGUUGCCGGAAUUUCCCUCGAUAUGGCCUUCGGGUUGGCCAAUGAGACAUCUAGUGACUUUACUCAUUUCGCCUUCGAUGGCAUUCUUGGCCUCGACAUGGCCGUGGGGGGCACAGACGGUUUCAUAACCGAGCUUGUGAACCAAAAGGUUCUCCAAAGCAACAUUUUUGCCGUCACUCUGGGCCGAGCUUCGGACCCAGUCAACGAAGGUCAGAUCACGUUUGGAGGUGUCGACCCUUCCAAGUACACGGGUGACAUUACCUACACGAAUCUGGUCAAGGACAACAGGGGAGCUUGGAUCAUUCCUAUUGACGGCUUUGGAUUUGGAGGUAAAAAGGUGACCUUCCAGGGCCGUACGACGUACAUUGAUACGGGCACUUCGUUUGCUUUUGGACCGCCAGCGGAUGUCACGGCUCUCCAUAAGCUUAUUCCUGGUUCCACGACGGUAGACGAGGUCACAUGGUAUGUUCCGUGCAGCGACUCUCCGAUUGAGGUCACGUUUAGCGGUGUAACCUUCAAGAUUUCGGCCAAAGACUGGCAGGCGGGCAGCGGCACCUCAUGCAGAAGCAACAUUUAUGGACGCGAGGUGGUGGCAAACGGCUGGCUGCUCGGAGAUGUUUUCCUCAAGAACGUGUAUAGCGUCUUUGAUGUGGACAAGAAGCGCAUCGGAUUCGCUGCCAAGGUUGAGCCCGUUACGAUAACGACCACAUCGGGUGCUCAGACCAGCCAAACCGCUUCUGGGACAACCUCUUCGAAUGAUACUCCCACUUCGGCCGAUGCCACGGGUCAAUCUACCAAGGGCCAAUCUGCAACUCCGAGUGGGAAGGAUUCCGCCGGUUACCAGCUCAAGAGCAACGCGUAUGCUCUGGUGCUGGGUAUCGCUCUCAUGGCCGCAGCUAUCAUGGCUUAGUAGCACACCACACGGUGUAUGUACAAUAUUUCGCAUCCUUGUUUGGUUGUCUGUUUUUUUCGUUUCACACACACACACACACAUGCCGCAUAUCAAUAGCAAGCCAGCGAGUUAUUGAAGUUUCCUGUAACAUAUGAUACCCUCAAGUGUACCCUUUUGAGAAAGAAAAUGAGUUAGUUGACAACACAUCUUUGGAAGAAGAAAGCUGGGCGAAUAAAAAAAAGAGAAGAAGAAAAAAACAAAAGAUAGAUGAUGUGUAUAAACAUGCAACAUACAAGCAAGCCUUCAUGGUUAGAAGAUGAUAUACAACGGGCGCGGGUGUUUUUAAUACUACUACCUAUGGAUUGGUUC